AUGACCCGGUUCAGACCGUGCAUAGACCUCCACGCCGGUCAGGUCAAGCAGAUCGUCGGCGGAACGCUGGACAGCUCGUCGUCGGCCCUGCACACCAAUCACGUGUCGCAGUACCCGGCCUCGCACUUUGCGCAAUUGUACAGAGACAAUGCCCUCGAGGGCUCUCACGUCAUCAUGCUGGGACCCGCCAACACCGAGCCUGCGAAAGAGGCUCUUCGGACUUGGCCUGGGCACCUGCAAAUCGGCGGUGGCAUCAACGACGGAAACGCGAGGGAGUGGCUGGAUGCAGGAGCAUCAAAGGUUAUCGUUACGUCGUUUCUCUUCCCACAUGGCCACUUCAGCCAGUCGAGGUUGGAUAGCGUCCUCGAAGCCCUCGCCGGGGACAAGGACAAGCUGGUCAUUGAUCUGAGCUGUCGUCGUCGUGGGGAGGAUGCAUGGUUUGUGGCCAUGGAUAAAUGGCAAACAAUCACGGAUAUGGAAAUCACUCGAGAAUCCGUCAGGUCACUCGAGCCGUACUGCUCCGAAUUCCUAGUCCACGCAGCCGACAAUGAGGGCCUCCAAAAGGGAAUCGACGAGAAGCUGGUGGAGCGCUUGGCGGAAUGGUGCUCUAUCCCCGUGACGUACGCUGGCGGAGGGAGGCAUCUGGAAGACUUGGAGCUCGUGAAGCGGCUCAGCGGCGGCAAGGUAGAUCUGACGCUUGGGAGUGCGUUGGACUGUUUUGGGGGCAGCGGUGUCAGGUUUGACGACUGCGUAGCCUGGAACAGAAUGCAGGGCUAA
Molecule: messenger RNA, 777 nt
Organism: Ustilaginoidea virens
Lineage: Eukaryota; Fungi; Ascomycota; Sordariomycetes; Hypocreales; Clavicipitaceae
Exons: 3
Coding region: 1-777 (258 amino acids)
Biological process (GO): L-tryptophan biosynthetic process; L-histidine biosynthetic process
Cellular component (GO): cytoplasm
Molecular function (GO): 1-(5-phosphoribosyl)-5-[(5-phosphoribosylamino)methylideneamino]imidazole-4-carboxamide isomerase activity
Source: RefSeq, a predicted model, not a curated record